GUUUCUCCCUCUUCGUUGUGAGAGCUCUCGCCUUUUAAAGUGGACAGUCCCGCUGCUGUGUUGUUGUUUGUUUUCACCGUGUUUGUUAGACUUCGCCACGGCGUUUUUGUGGUCUCAUCACAACUCUUCUCCCGAGCCUGUCUGCUUUUGGAUCGUGUCAGCCCAGUGGCAGAAGAAGAAGGAGCAGCAGCAGCAGCAGGCUAGGCUAGGCUAGGCCGGAAUCCACAAACACUUAUGGACUUUGAAAAACAAAGCUAAACCCGUCGCCAGAAUCGCGUGUGAAUGGAGCAGUGUGCGAGUACGGCCUCCCUGCUGGCCUCGGUGCGGGAGCAGGAGAGGCAGUUUGAGAUGCUGAGCCGAGCUUUGGAGGAGGAGCGGAGGUCGUGUGCCGGCACCUUGCCCCGCCCCCUCCCCAACAUGCAGAACGGCCGCGCUCCUUGUGAUGCAGACAUAGAGAGGUUGACACUGAACGAGGGUUACAUUAACGGGACACAUCACUUCAGGAUGGAGCCUGGCCGGGUGAUGCAGGAGUCAUACACAGUGGAGGAGGACCCCCAGCUCUCACUACCUGUAGUCUCCAUGGAGACCAACGAAGAUGGGAGCACGCGGCGCACAGAAACCACGGUUAAGAAAGUAGUAAAGACGACCACCACUCGCACAGUCAUCCCCUCUGUGUCAGACACACUUUCUAUGGACGGUGGAGGUUCUGUGACGGGUAUGGGAGGCUACACUACACCCAUGGACCCACGGGUCUACAGACAGGUCCCUGGAGGUGGCACACCCAUGGACCACCCCACUUACACAGUGCCCCGCAACUACCACUAUGGACCUCCAGGGGGCUACGACGAGUAUCACGGUACACCGCCCAACUACACAAGCCUUAGCAGGGGAGCCCAUAUGGAUGAUCGCUACAGACCGGUGCACCAGGACGGCUACAGAACUUUGGACCCAAACUACAGAGCCCCCAGCAGGAACCAGCUGGACCCCUACGCUGCUCAGCCACAGGUUGGGAGGAUGGGAAGUGCUAUGGAGCUGUCCUCCAUUCCCAGGUUUGUUGCAGAGCCGUACGGUCUGGAGGACGACCAGCGCAGCAUGGGCUACGAUGAGCCUGACUACGGCAUGGGUCACCCAGUGCACUACGGCACUGUGCCCCGCAGCCACCAUGCUUUCCCUCAUGGCCCCCCUCGCCGAACUGCGAGUUAUGAAGGAACCUUGGAUGCCGACAUGAGCGGCCCAGGGGACAUGUACUAUUGGGGUGGAGGAGCACCGCUGGCCCAAGGUGAAAAGGGGAGCAUGGCGUCGUUGGACAGCACUCUCAGGAAAGGUCCCGGCCCCAGCGGCUGGCGUCAGCCAGAGCUGCCCGAGGUCAUCGCCAUGCUCAGUUACAGGCUGGACCCCGUCAAGAGCAACGCAGCUGCAUACCUGCAGCAUCUCACCUAUAAGAAUGAUAAAGUAAAAGCUGACGUACGUCGUCUGAAAGGAAUUCCAUCGCUGGUUUCGUUGCUUGACAACCCCAACAGAGAGGUUCAUUAUGCAGCCUGUGGGGCUCUAAAGAACAUCUCAUAUGGCAAAGAACCAGACAAUAAGAUUGCUAUCAAGAACUGUGAUGGAGUGCCGGCUCUGAUCAGGCUGCUGAGGAAGACCCGCAACCUGGACCUCACUGAAAUUAUCACAGGGACACUGUGGAACCUGUCGUCUCACGACUCUGUGAAAAUGGAGAUCGUGGACCACGCGCUGCACGCCUUGUCAGACGAGGUGAUGGUCCCCCACUCAGGCUGGGAGCGAGGCACCAACGGAGCAGGAGGAGGGGAGGAAACCUGCAAGCCAAGACAUCUUGAGUGGGAGAUGGCCCUCACCAACACAGCCGGCUGUCUGAGAAACGUGAGCUCGGAGCGAAUCGAGGCGAGGAGGAAGCUGAGGGAGUGCACAGGAUUGGUCGACUCGCUCAUGUACAUCGUCCAGUCCCAGAUUAACUGUAAAGAUGUGGACAACAAGUUGAUAGAGAACUGCGUGUGUCUGCUGAGGAACUUGUCCUAUCAGGUGCACCGUGAGAUCCCCGGCUUCGAGCGAUACCAGGAGGCUGUGACCGCCACCCAGGGCUCCGCCCAGUCCCGCCAGAAGGGCGGCUGCUUCAGUUCCCGCAAGAGCAAAGAUGAGUGGUUUUCCAAAGGAAGGAGAGAUGAGGAGGCAGAAAUGGAUAAAAUCGACAUUCCAGUGAGGGCCACACCGGCUAAAGGCUAUGAGCUGUUGUUCCAGCCAGAGGUGGUUCGCGUCUACAUCUCUCUUCUCAAAGAGUCCAAGAACCCCACCGUGCUAGAAGCUGCGGCUGGAGCCGUCCAGAACCUGUGCGCCGGACGCUGGACUUAUGGGUCAUACAUCCGUGGCAUGGUGCGCAAGGAGAAAGGUCUGCACAUGAUAACGGACCAUCUUGCCCACGGCAACGACAGAGUGGUCCGUGCCAUGUCCGGCGCCCUCCGCAACCUGGCUGUGGAUACACGCAACAGAGAACUACUAGGUAAACACGCGAUGCCUUACCUGGUGGCCGACCUGCCCAGUGGAGGUCACAGUCAGCCGGUGCGAGCGCUGUCAGAAGAGACGGUGGUGUCCAUACUGAGCACGCUCCAGGAGGUGCUGAUCUCCAGUGUGGACGCAGCCAAGAACCUCAGGGAAUCGCAAGGAAUUGAGAGACUGGUGCUCAUCAACAAGGACGGUCACCGUUCAGAGCGGGAGGUGCGUGGAGCCGGUCAGGUGCUGCAGACAGUGUGGGGCUACAAGGAGCUGCGUCGCACUUUGGAGAAGGAUGGUUGGAAGAAGACCGACUUCAUGGUCAACUUAAACCCUCCCACCGGCAGUAACAACAGGGCCAACGGAGGAUACGAUGACAGCACUGCACCGCUGUUAGACAAAGGUGGAAAAGGGGAACGGGAAAUGAUUCCAAUGAAUGACAUGGGACCAGAUGCCUACUCCACACUGGACCAGAGAGGGAGAAGGAACACUCUGGAUAACACACUCGAACCUGCUGACAAGGAUGCAGUACAGGGAGGGAUGUAUGGGGAGAGGCAGGCCUCCUUGCCUCUAAUGGAUUCUUAUGAUGAAAAACUAAUUGUGUGCAUCACAAGACGACAGCCUCCUCCCACCUACUGCCCUUGCUGAACUGACAAUGGGGGACCACUCCACUACCGAUGGGACUAAGACGCCAAGCUUUCACAUUCACUCUUCUUCCCUUUUCUCUCUUUCUCUCUGUUACAUUCCUCCAUUGCAGCUGACAAACUAAUGAAACCAAGCUGACGUGGACAACCGGAUGUGACACUAUGACCACUCAAUGCUCCGUCGUGUCCCUGUGCUCCAAAAACACUAACCACUCCAACGACACGCCGUGGCCUCGACACUACAUCUCCGUGCAACAACGCUGCAACUUUCUGGACAACACUAACACAGUGACCGCGAAUUUCUGGAGGUCGGAGCAUUGACUAAUUAAAAUAAUUCAUCUGUUGGGAUCAGAGCAGGACACCUGACAUUCUGUUUUGAAGAAAUAGUGGAAAUGUGUCUUUUUUUUUUUUCUUCUCUGAUGCUUAAACACUACAAGAAAAUGAUUUCCUACCACUGACAAUGUUUAUGAACCUAAUUAGAUAUAUGUAAAGCUUCUGCUUCAGUUUUGGUAGUGGUUGUUCUUCUGCUUUCUUUUCACCGCUCCAUUAGUUAUGUUCCUGUGCCAAAUGACACACUACUGCUGCGACUGCCAACGCUCAAUUGAACUCAAGAAACUUCAUUAUCAUCCAAAAAAAAAUAAUAAUAAUAAUAAUUGUCACCUGCUUUGUAUUUUGUAUGCAGUUUUUGUCAGUGGCAGCCCAUUGCCAAUGGAGCACAGGGGUUUCUGCAUUUUCUGUAUUUGAUUGUGAUGCAGAACUACCUGAUAUGGAUGUUUGCACAGACGGUUAUAAAGCAGAGAAACGAUUCCCCCCCUCUUUGGAAUAUACAGUCCAGGCUUUUGAAUCUGAUCCCCUUACUUUAGUAAAAUCCUUGGGAGAUAUCAUGAGAGUCAGUGGGUUCUUUUCCAUGUAUAUCUUAUGAAUGUGUACAUACAUACAAGACUGUACCAGUGGGCUUAACUGGAGUGCCUCGCUCAUUCAGGACAGGUGUCAUGGGUGUGUCCAGCGUGACCUGGUGAAAGCUGUGUGACUCGGGCAGUUUUCAAUUGUUUUGUUCUUAUCAUUCUUGGAUUUAUUUUAUUUUGAAAGACUUUUUUUAAAGUCAAAAUUUUUUCGAGUUCUGUGUUAUUUACUGCUUCACAAACCCAUAGCCUGACCGGUUGUUCUGUAGAAGAAUGUGUAGUGCCGAGUGAGAUGUAGACACUUACCAAGUGGACCAUUAAAAAAGAAGCACUACGGGGGUAUGAUGUGUGUUUUUUAUUUUUAUUUUUUUUUUUAUUUCUUUUUUAACUGUUCCUUUGUUUUCCAUACAUGACAGAGGGAGCCUAAUUUUCUCUCAAACGAGUUGCCUUUAAGAGUGGACUGACUGAAUGAGGAGAGGAGAGCAGCAGGAAGAUUUUUGCGUAAGGAGGCAUAGACCAGAUUUUGAUAUUAGGUAAAGUGGAGGAAAAAAUAAAAGCACAUUUAAACUAUAUAUACAAGAGAAUAUUUGUUAAUUUUAAUGGUUUUAUGUAUUUUUUUUUAUAUUGAUUUGGGUGCUCUGGGUGAAUGCAUAUGCAAUCAGUUUUUUUCUUAUGUUUUGAUUGUCUUAAUCAAAAGAAAACCAAGUUAGCUGAGCAAAAUAAUAACAAUAAAAAAUCCCUCAACAUCAGAUACUGGAACACUAAUGGAAAAGUCAGAUUGUGGAUUACACCUUAAUCUCUUUGCCUUGGCUCUUAAAGUUGCACAUUCGCAUUUAUGAAUGAAUUCUGUAACUAGCAAUAAUGUUUUUAAUAAAAAAGAAAAUGAUUUGUCAGA
Messenger RNA from Mugil cephalus (flathead mullet), 4946 nucleotides. RefSeq names its product catenin (cadherin-associated protein), delta 1 (gene ctnnd1). Gene Ontology annotation, cellular component: adherens junction; plasma membrane; nucleus. Lineage: Eukaryota; Metazoa; Chordata; Actinopteri; Mugiliformes; Mugilidae. Bases 283 to 3153 code for a protein of 956 amino acids. The record is from RefSeq and is a predicted model, not a curated record. The transcript is spliced from 23 exons. Gene Ontology annotation, molecular function: cadherin binding. Gene Ontology annotation, biological process: cell-cell adhesion; cell-cell junction assembly.